AUGGUAUAUCGCUUGUCUCAAAAACUUCCUUAAAAAAAAAAAAAACAAAGCUAGCUAGAUAGAGUCCAUGGCAGUGAACAAAGUGAGUUUGAAACUUGUGAUUGACACAGAGAGGCGCAGAGUGGUUUACGCUGAAGCAGGCAAGGAAUUCGUGGAUUUCCUCUUUAACAUUCUGGCACUGCCGAUCGGGACUUUCGUCCCGCUUCUGAAUCAAGAAAUGGUGGGCGGCUUGGGAAACAUUUACGACAGCAUUGAAAACAUAAGCAGUGUUUACCUAAAACCAAACGUGAAAGACUCUCUGUUGACGCCCAAAGUAUACAUCUCUAGUGGUACUGGAGGAGGGCUUCUCGAAUUGCCAAACGUAACAUCAACAGUACCCAGGAAAUUGUAUGGCACUAGUUGUUGCCGCAACCUGUUCGACGACGACAGCAAACGUUGUUCUUGCCAGAAAGCGUAUUACAUCGAGGAGUUUAGUCAUCGAGGCAAACCAAGGGUAAACGAUCCCUACUUCUACAGUAGUGAUGUGACUGGGGGAGGGUGCGUGGAAGAGGCGGUUAUGUACAUGGUGAUGGAUGAUCUGGCGGUGAAACCAUUGUCUACAGUUUCUAUUAUCAGUCUUCUUGACAAGUUUAAUGUCAAGGAUAUGGGAACUCUUGAGGAGAAAAUGGUGGAUUUGGGCAUGGAUGAGAGAAACCAAGCUUCAUUGUCCAUGGCAGCUGUAACGUCCAAAGUGAACUUGAAACUUAUGAUAGACACAGAAGGCCGCAGAGUGCUUUAUGCCGAAGCAGGCAAGGAUUUUGUGGACUUCCUCUUUUACAUUCUUGCCCUGCCCGCCGGAACUUUCAUUCCGCUUCUCAAUCAAGAAAUGGUGGGCAGCUUGGGAAACAUUUACGACAGCAUUGAAAAUUUGAGUACUAGUUACCUUCGACCAAACGUGACGAAGGACUCUCUCUUAAAACCCAGAGCAUAUUUCUCUGCUGAUACUGGACUCCCUCUCCAUUUGCCAAACGUUGAAUCAUCCAGGAAAUUGUAUAGGUGCCACUGCGAAAGCGUGUCUUAUGACAGCAACGCAUUCUGUUCGAAAUGCUCGAGUUAUAUACGCAGCGAGUCAAAAUAUAUAGGCCCACCAUGCGCAAACGAUCCCUACUCCAGUACUGUUGGAGAUUAUGUGAAAGAAAAGGUAACAUACAUGGUGAUGGAUGAUCUGGCGGUGAAACCAUUUUCCACAACUUCUCUUACCACACUGCUUAACAAGCUCAAUGUCAAGGAUAUAGGAGCUCUUGAGGAGAAAGUGGUCGAUUUGGGCAUGGAAGAGGUUGUGAAAUUGCUCAAAGCUUCUCUGCUAACAAAGAGUAGUAUUCUCACUGAUGUCUUCCUCCCGAUUGUGAAAGAGGAAGUUAAUUAAUUGCCAACAUGAGGUAGAAGGGAAUUUUUAAUAUUUAAGUGCACCAAUUCUAGCUGUGGGAUCGAUUGCCAAGAAGUGUUGUUGUUUCAAAUAUAUUAUAUAUAGUAAAUGUUAGUCAAAACUGGUAUGGCAAUGUUCAGGGAAACAUGCUUGCUCUUCUCAGUUUCAAGAGAUGAGAUGUAAGUGUGUGUAAGUUUCUAUUAAUUAUCUGCGGAUAGAUGUUAAUUAGUAUGUGUAAGAUUCUACUAUUUAUUAUCUGCGGAUAAAUGUAAUCAAGUAUGUGUAAGUUUUUAUUACUAAUUAUCUACGGAUAGAUGUAAGUAUGUACUAUGUAAGUCUCUAUUA
Molecule: messenger RNA, 1750 nt
Organism: Quercus lobata
Lineage: Eukaryota; Viridiplantae; Streptophyta; Magnoliopsida; Fagales; Fagaceae
Exons: 3
Coding region: 68-1405 (445 amino acids)
Source: RefSeq, a predicted model, not a curated record